GGCCCCGACCGGCGGGGGCGCGGGGCGCGCGUCUCUGCGGAGUGCUGUGCGGCGUGCAGGACUGUGCCCGGCAUACCGGGAAGCCAGGCGCAGGCCUUCUGGAGCAGGAGAGUCCAGACAUUUUAAAGGGGCCAGUUCAGGAAGGAAAGCUUCCGUUCUGCUGUGAAGCCGCUGGACGGGAGGGCCUGAUGGCUGCAAAAUCCCAGCCCAGCGCUUCCAAAACCAAGAGUCCGGCCAGCGUCACCAAUGGCAGGGCUAUCUCUCAAGGGCAGUGGGGCCGUGCCUGGGAGGUGGAUUCGUUUUCCCUGGCGAGCGUCAUCUUCCUGCUGCUCUUCGCGCCCGUCAUCGUAUACUACUUCAUCAUGGCCUGUGACCAGUACAGCUGCGCUCUGACUGCCCCCGUGGUGGACAUCGCCACUGGCCGUGCUCGGCUCGCAGACAUCUGGGCCAAGACCCCGCCUGUGACGAAGAAAGCGGCCCAGCUCUAUGCCCUGUGGGUCACCUUCCAGGUGCUUUUGUACACAUGGCUUCCUGACUUCUGCCAUAAGUUUGUGCCGGGCUACGUAGGGGGAGUCCAGGAGGGGGCUGUGACGCCUGCAGGGGCUGUGAACAAGUACGAAGUCAAUGGCCUGCAAGCCUGGCUCAUCACGCACCUCCUCUGGUUUGCCGGCGCCCACCUCCUGUCCUGGUUCCCACCCACCAUCAUCUUCGACAACUGGAUACCGCUGCUGUGGUGUGCCAACAUCCUCGGCUAUGCCGUGUCCACCUUCGUGAUGAUCAAGGGCUACUUCUUCCCCACCAAUGCCAAAGACUGCAAAUUCACAGGCAAUUUCUUUUACAACUACAUGAUGGGCAUUGAGCUUAACCCCCGAAUUGGGAAGUGGUUUGACUUCAAGCUAUUCUUCAACGGACGCCCCGGGAUUGUCGCUUGGACCCUCAUCAACCUGUCCUUUGCUGCUAAGCAGCAGGAGCUCUACGGCCAAGUGACCAACUCCAUGAUCUUGGUCAACGUCCUGCAGGCCAUCUACGUGCUGGACUUCUUCUGGAACGAAACCUGGUACCUGAAAACCAUGGACAUCUGCCAUGACCACUUUGGGUGGUACCUGGGCUGGGGCGACUGCGUCUGGCUGCCGUACCUUUACACGCUGCAGGGUCUGUACUUGGUCUACCACCCCGUGCAGCUCUCAGCUGCCCAUGCCAUGGGCGUCCUGCUGCUGGGCCUGCUGGGCUACUACGUCUUCCGCAUGGCCAACCACCAGAAGGACCUGUUCCGCCGCACGGACGGCCGCUGCCUCAUCUGGGGUGGGAAGCCCAGGGCCAUCGAGUGCUCGUACACGUCCGCCGACGGGCAGAAGCACCACAGCAAGCUGCUGGUGUCGGGCUUCUGGGGCAUGGCCCGCCACUUCAACUACACCGGCGACCUGAUGGGCAGCCUGGCCUACUGCCUGGCCUGCGGGGGCGGCCACCUCCUGCCCUACUUCUACGCCGUCUACAUGGCCGUGCUGCUGAUCCACCGCUGCCUGCGGGACGAGCACCGCUGCGCCAGCAAGUACGGCAAGGACUGGGAGCGCUACACUGCCGCCGUGCCCUACCGCCUGCUGCCUGGGAUCUUCUAAGGCAGCAGUCCCCAACCUUUGUGGCACCGGGAACCAGCUUCAUGGAAGACAGUUUUUCACGGACGGGGGUGGGGUGGGGGUGGCGGUGGGGUGGCGGCGCUCGAGCGGUGAUGCAAAUACAGAUGAUACGGAUGAAGCUUUGCCACUCACCAGCUGCUGUGUCCCCCACUUCCUGUUCCCAAGUUUCAUGGAAAACUAUUUUUCCACAGAUGGGGAGCCAAGGGGGGAGGCCGUGUGACAGAGCUCUGCAGCCUGGGCCCUAACAGGCCACAGACUGGUACCGGUCCACAGCCUAGGGGUUAGGGGCUGCAGUUCUAAGGCUCCGUCCCAGGGAGAAGCCUCUGGGCGGCUGUGAAGAGCAUGUUCAGCCAGGUCCGUGGGGGCUGGCAUCCCAGCUCCGCCCACUGGUGAGCCUCAGUUUACUCAUCUGUGACAGAAAGAGCCUGGCACUGGACGGGUGUCUAUAAGUAAUGGCGUUCUUUCCUUUCCCUUGUCUGGAGGGGACUUCUGAGAGUUUACACCAACUGCUUUUGCCAGCAGAAGUGACUUUCUCUGUUCAGUGCCCCAAGGGCAGGAAGAUGACCUUUAAUAGCCCUUUGGGGACAGAGUUUCUUUGUACUGAGAGCCCAGGCUGCUCCACUGCCUAGACAAACUGGUAUCUGACACUUAACGGGACAUCUUCCAGCUCCCUGUGAUUAGGACUGCACUUGUUCUUGCUAAAUGAAAGUCGGAGUGGGCUAUAUCAGGUGCACCAGUUACCCAUUUAUUGCCUUUCAGCUCCGCCCCGCCCUUCAUUACCUGCAGUGCAGUAGCGGCCAGGCCCUGGUACGAUUUCUCUUCUGCAGCCUGCACAGUGUUAAACUGGACAGUAGAGGGCGCCAGGGCAGUGCGGGAGGGAGGGGAUUCUUGUUCCCACAGCUGGGCUGCCAGAGGUGGUGUGGGGACGUCCAGGGGUCUGGGUGACGAUCUGAUCUGGGCAGGGUCGUAGUCCCAGCUGUGGCCUUCCUGAUGUUAGACAGAUGGGCUCUGGUCCCGACCCCCCGUGAGCCCUGCCCGGCAGCCGCGGCCUGGCCACCCCCAACAGGGCCGUCUCCUGCUUGCCCCGUGACCCAGAGAGCCUCCCCGUCCAGCGGCUCCACGCCUUUCCCGUGAGAUGGUCUGACUCCCCGACUCGGGGAGGGACCUCCUCAAGUGUUUGCUUGCCUGGGAGCCUCUCCCUCAAACCCAGGGAUUCUGUAAAACUCUUUUUAAACAUUAGUCUUUUAGUAGAGUUAAUCUUUCCAUCAAACUUUCGUGUGAAAAUAAAUGACUGUGGUUUCUG
Messenger RNA from Lemur catta (Ring-tailed lemur), 2937 nucleotides. RefSeq names its product 7-dehydrocholesterol reductase (gene DHCR7). NCBI's taxonomy places the organism in Eukaryota, Metazoa, Chordata, Mammalia, Primates, Lemuridae. Gene Ontology annotation, biological process: cholesterol biosynthetic process; brassinosteroid biosynthetic process. The transcript is spliced from 9 exons. Gene Ontology annotation, cellular component: endoplasmic reticulum membrane. The coding region runs from base 189 to 1616 and encodes 475 amino acids. Gene Ontology annotation, molecular function: 7-dehydrocholesterol reductase activity. The record is from RefSeq and is a predicted model, not a curated record.